This is a messenger RNA of Eremothecium gossypii ATCC 10895, 1503 nucleotides long. RefSeq names its product sulfate adenylyltransferase (gene MET3). The record is from RefSeq and is marked provisional. Gene Ontology annotation, biological process: sulfur amino acid metabolic process. Bases 1 to 1503 code for a protein of 500 amino acids. Gene Ontology annotation, molecular function: sulfate adenylyltransferase (ATP) activity. The transcript has a single exon. Gene Ontology annotation, cellular component: cytoplasm. NCBI's taxonomy places the organism in Eukaryota, Fungi, Ascomycota, Saccharomycetes, Saccharomycetales, Saccharomycetaceae.
AUGCUCUCCCCACAUGGCGGAAUCCUGCAAGAUUUGGUGGCUCGUGACGCUGAAAAGAAAGAUAGAUUAUUGCAUGAAGCCCAAGGGCUGCCGCAGUGGAACCUUACCGCUAGGCAGUUGUGUGAUAUUGAGCUUAUUUUGAAUGGAGGUUUUUCUCCUUUAACGGGUUUCCUAGGUAAAGAAGAUUACGAGUCAGUUGUGCAAAAUUCCCGUCUUACCUCAGGGCUUCUUUGGACUAUUCCUAUCACCCUAGAUGUCGAUGAAGAAUUCGCAAAAAGUGUUAAUUUAGGUGAAAGAAUAGCAUUACUGCAAGAUGAUGACAUAUUUGUUGCCAUUAUCACUGUCUCAGACAUAUAUACCCCAGACAAAAAGGUCGAGGCAGAUAAAGUUUUCAGAGGCGAUGAGGAGCACCCGGCCAUACAAUACUUGAAUGAAACAGCGGGUGAUAUUUACCUCGGCGGAGAACUGGAGGCGAUUCAGCUGCCAGCUCAUUACGAUUAUCUUAACCUGCGUAAAUCGCCCGCUGCCCUGCGGGCAGACUUCGCAACUCAACAAUGGGAUCGCGUUGUUGCUUUCCAAACUCGGAACCCAAUGCACAGAGCUCACCGGGAACUGACGAUCAGGGCUGCGAAAGAGCAUAACGCAAAAGUCCUAUUACAUCCCGUUGUGGGACUGACAAAGCCGGGAGAUAUCGAUUAUCACACACGGAUCAAGGUAUAUAAGGAGAUUGUUAAGCGGUAUCCAGAAGGCAUAGCUCAAUUAGCAUUGCUUCCACUCGCGAUGAGAAUGGCAGGUGACAGGGAGGCUGUUUGGCACGCCAUUAUUAGAAAAAACUAUGGUGCCACUCAUUUCAUUGUGGGCAGAGAUCAUGCCGGCCCCGGGACGAACUCUAAAGGUGAUGACUUUUAUGGACCUUAUGACGCACAGGUCCUAGUUGAGUCUUAUAAGAAUGAACUCGGUAUAGAAGUUGUGCCAUUUAAAUUGAUAACGUACUUGCCUGAUAAAGAUAUUUAUCUGCCUGUGGAUGAGAUUGAUGGCUCUGUGAAGACACUAACAAUCAGUGGUACGGAAUUGCGUAAGCGGUUGAGAGAAGGUACAGAUAUUCCCGACUGGUUUACCUACCCUGAGAUAGUCGAGAUCCUGAGACAAUACAAUCCACCCAGAUAUCGCCAAGGCUUCGUGAUUGUAGUAAACCAUGAAAACCCUAAGCGCAUUGCAAAUGCACUACUUUCAACUUUCCUGCAAGUCGGGGGCGGCAGACAGUAUAAGAUUUUUGAUCACCAAGGCCAGCCGCAGCUCUUGGAGUUGAUACCAGAUUUUGUCAAGAGUGGGACUGGUUUGAUAGUUACAAGCCCACUCCCAUCAUCUGUGGAUGCUCAUAAUAUCUAUGAGCUUAACACAUAUCCCAGUGCACAUAUUAAGGUAUCUGCUACCGAACCGGUCACUGAGAUAGUACAGAAAACUGUUUUCUUCCUAGAAGAUAACAAAUUCUUCCAAUUCUAG